Pipistrellus kuhlii (Kuhl's pipistrelle) is the source of this 6227-nucleotide messenger RNA. RefSeq lists its product as uncharacterized. Bases 98 to 5860 code for a protein of 1920 amino acids. Gene Ontology annotation, cellular component: nucleus. The record is from RefSeq and is a predicted model, not a curated record. Gene Ontology annotation, biological process: regulation of transcription by RNA polymerase II. NCBI's taxonomy places the organism in Eukaryota, Metazoa, Chordata, Mammalia, Chiroptera, Vespertilionidae. Gene Ontology annotation, molecular function: DNA binding; DNA-binding transcription factor activity, RNA polymerase II-specific; protein binding. The transcript has 34 exons.
GUUCACUCACUUCCUGCUCAGGGUUAGGCAGCCACAGUGGACCCAGGCUGGGGAGACUGGAAGAAUCAGAGGUCCAGGCAGACCCCAAGGCAGGACGAUGGCCAGUGGGAGCAGCGACCUCAGCACCAGGAUGUCUGCAGAAGAUGGGAACAUAGAAAACAAAUGUAUCAAUGACCUUGCACUCACAUAUUUCAAAAGAUAUAAGGUGGAUAUUUCAGACGCAAUAAAAACAACAUUUCCUUUCCUUGAACUUCUCCGUGACCGCGAUUUCAUAACCGAAGAAAUGUAUGAAAAAUCUCAAGAAUCUUUAAAAAAACGGUCUCCUGUACAUGAAGUCAUAUAUGAUGUUCUCAGUGAACUGGAGAAGAAAUUUGACAUGUCUCUUCUGGGAGCGCUGUUCAGCAAGACCAUCAUGAAGACUUACCCUGAUUUAUUUCGCAUUUACAAAAUAUUCUACAAAGUGAUACCAGUAAUAAAAUUCCUCCUAAAAAGUGAUGGAGGAGAAGAAUAUGAGGAGAGGCCUAAUGAACGACUAAGCCUAGAACAAGGAAUUGGUGGUAAUUCAAAUCAAAGACUGAUGUUGUUAGGCCCAGAUACCUGGAAUUACAACGAUACAGCCGCACCUGAAUGUGGAUUCUUAGAGCACCGCCAUGACACACAAGAGAUAAAUACAACUGAAACAGGUACAAACAGUGAAAAUAAGGAUGCACUAAAAAGCCAACAAGCAAAUGAACAAUGUGCCCAACAGUCGAAGACAGCAGGAGCAGAGAUACUCCACCAUGGAAUCCAAACCAAUUCCUGCUCUGUAGACCCAGUGGAUAUAAAGGAGGAAAAGCCAUUUUUAAAUUCAGGAGUUGAAUGUGAAGUCCGAGCAAUGACUAACUGUAACCAGGCAUCUGACGUAAUAGUGAUCGACAGUCAGGACUUUGAAGAAUUUACUGGUGGAGAUGAGCCUUCCAAAGGAUCCACCUUAUUAUUGAAACGAGAGACAGAGUUUAUGGAAUUCAGAAAAUCACCUACAUCUGGAAAAAUAGUUUGCGAAACAGGAGAAGAGCUACUCCACCAUGGAACCCAAACCAAUUCCUGCUCUGUAGACCCAGUGGAUAUAAAGGAGGAAAAGCCAUUUUUAAAUUCAGGAGUUGAAUGUGAAUUCCAAGCAAAGACUGACUGUAACCAGGCAUCUGACAUAAUAGUGAUUGACAGUCAGGACUUUGAAGAAUUGACCAGUGGAGAUGGACCCCCUGAAGCUUCCACCACAGCAUUGAAAAGAGAGCCAGGAGAAGAGCUACUCCACCAUGGAACCCAAACCAAUUCCAGCUCUGUAGACCCAGUGGAUGUAAAGGAGGAAAAGCCAUUUUUAAAUUCAGGAGUUAAAUGUGAAGCCCAAGCAAGGACUGACUGUAACCAGGCAUCUGACAUAAUAGUGAUUGACAGUCAGGACUUUGAAGAAUUGACCAGUGGAGAUGAACCCCCUGAAGCUUCCACCACAGCAUUGAAAAGGGAACCAGAGUCCAUGGAUUUCAAAAAAUCACCUACAUCUGGAAAAAUACUUUGCAAAACAGGAGAAGAGCUACUCCACCAUGGAACCCAAACCAAUUCCUGCUCUGUAGACCCAGUGGAUAUAAAGGAGGAAAAGCCAUUUUUAAAUUCAGGAGUUGAAUGUGAAGCCCAAGCAAGGACUGACUGUAACCAGGCAUCUGACAUAAUAGUGAUUGACAGUCAGGACUUUGAAGAAUUGACCAGUGGAGAUGGACCCCCUGAAGCUUCCACCACAGCAUUGAAAAGAGAGCCAGGAGAAGAGCUACUCCACCAUGGAACCCAUACCAAUUCCAGCUCUGUAGACCCAGUGGAUGUAAAGGAGGAAAAGCCAUUUUUAAAUUCAGGAGUUAAAUGUGAAGCCCAAGCAAGGACUGACUGUAACCAGGCAUCUGACAUAAUAGUGAUUGACAGUCAGGACUUUGAAGAAUUGACCAGUGGAGAUGAACCCCCUGAAGCUUCCACCACAGCAUUGAAAAGGGAACCAGAGUCCAUGGAUUUCAAAAAAUCACCUACAUCUGGAAAAAUACUUUGCAAAACAGGAGCAGAGAUACUCCACCAUGGAGCCCAAACCAAUUCCUGCUCUGUAGACCCAGUGGAUAUAAAGGAGGAAAAGCCAUUUUUAAAUUCAGGAGUUGAAUGUGAAUUCCAAGCAAGGACUGACUGUAACCAGGCAUCUGACAUAAUAGUGAUUAACAGUCAGGACUUUGAAGAAUUUACUAGUGGAGAUGGACCCGCUGAAGCUUCCACCACAGCAUUGAAAAGGGAACCAGAAUCAAUCGAUUUCAGAAAAUCACCUACAUCUGGAAAAAUAGUUUGCAAAACAGGGAGAAGUAUUGAAGAGUCUUCAGGACUCUGUGCAGUGAAGAAGCCUCGAGUAACCUGUAGCUCUGCAGUGAGAAACCCUGAAGUGUCUUCAGGAUUCAGUGCACUGAAUCAGCCCCCAGGAGCCUGCAGCUCUGCAGUGAGAAACCCUGAAGUGUCUUCAGGAUUCAGUGCACAGAAUCAGCCCUCAGGAGCCUAUAGUUCUGCAGUGAAAGUUUCUGAAGUGUCUCCAGGGAUCAGUGCACAGAAUCAGCCCUCAGGUGCCUGUAGCUCUGCAGUGAGAAACCCUGAAGAGUCUUCAGAAUUCAGUGCACAGAUUCAGCCCCAAGGACCCUGUAGUUCUGCAGUGAGAAACCCUAAAGUGCCUCCAGGGAUCAGUGCACAGAAUCAGCCCUCAGGUGCCUGUAGCUCUGCAGUGAGAGUUUCUGAAUUGUCUUCAGGCUUCAGUGCACAGAAUCAGCCCCCAAGAUCCUCUUGCUCUACAGUGAGAAACCCUGAAGUGUCUUCAGGAUUCAGUGCACAGAAUCAGCCCCCAAGAGCCUCUAGCUCUGCAGUGAGAAACCCUGAAGAGUCUUCAGAAUUCAGUGCACAGAUUCAGCCCCAAGGACCCUGUAGUUCUGCAGUGAGAAACCCUAAAGUGUCUUCAGGGAUCAGUGCACAGAAGAAGCUCUCAGGUGCCUGUAGCUCUGCAGUGAGAGUUUCUGAAGUGUCUUCAGGAUUCAGUGCACAGAAUCAGCCCCCAAGAGCCUGUAGUUCUGCAGUGAGAGUUUUGGAAGUGUCCUCAAGGAUCAGUGCACAGAAUCAGCCCUCAGGUGCCUGUAGCUCUGCAGUGAGAGUUUCUGAAGUGUCUUCAGGAUUCAGUGCACAGAAUCAGCCCCCAAGAGCCUGUAGUUCUGCAGUGAGAGUUUUGGAAGUGUCCUCAGGGAUCAGUGCACAGAAUCAGCCCUCAGGUGCCUGUAGCUCUGCAGUGAGAGUUUCUGAAGUGUCUUCAGGAUUCAGUGCACAGAAUCAGCCCCCAAGAGCCUGUAGUUCUGCAGUGAGAGUUUUGGAAGUGUCCGCAGGGAUCAGUGCACAGAAUCAGCCCUCAGGUGCCUGUAGCUCUGCAGUGAGAAACCCUGAAGUGUCCUCAGGGAUCAGUGCACAGAAUCAGCCCUCAGGUGCCUGUAGCUCUGCAGUGAGAAACCCUGAAGAGUCUUCAGAAUUCAGUGCACAGAUUCAGCCCCAAGGACCCUGUAGUUCUGCAGUGAGAAACCCUAAAGUGUCUUCAGGGAUCAGUGCACAGAAGAAACUCUCAGGUGCCUGUAGCUCAGCAGUGAGAGUUUCUGAAGUGUCUUCAGGAUUCAGUGCACAGAAUCAGCCCCCAAGAGCCUGUAGUUCUGCAGUGAGAGUUUUGGAAGUGUCCUCAAGGAUCAGUGCACAGAAUCAGCCCUCAGGUGCCUGUAGCUCUGCAGUGAGAAACCCUGAAGUGUCCUCAGGGAUCAGUGCACAGAAUCAGCCCUCAGGUGCCUGUAGCUCUGCAGUGAGAGUUUCUGAAGUGUCUUCAGGAUUCAGUGCACAGAAUCAGCCCCCAAGAGCCUGUAGUUCUGCAGUGAGAGUUUUGGAAGUGUCCUCAGGGAUCAGUGCACAGAAUCAGCCCUCAGGUGCCUGUAGCUCUGCAGUGAGAAACCCUGAAGUGUCCUCAGGGAUCAGUGCACAGAAUCAGCCCUCAGGUGCCUGUAGCUCUGCAGUGAGAGUUUCUGAAGUGUCUUCAGGAUUCAGUGCACAGAAUCAGCCCCCAAGAGCCUGUAGUUCUGCAGUGAGAGUUUUGGAAGUGUCCUCAAGGAUCAGUGCACAGAAUCAGCCCUCAGGUGCCUGUAGCCCUGCAGUGAGAGUUUCUGAAGUGUCUUCAGGAUUCAGUGCACAGAAUCAGCCCCCAAGAGCCUGUAGUUCUGCAGUGAGAGUUUUGGAAGUGUCCGCAGGGAUCAGUGCACAGAAUCAGCCCUCAGGUGCCUGUAGCUCUGCAGUGAGAGUUUCUGAAGUGUCUUCAGGAUUCAGUGCACAGAAUCAGCCCCCAAGAGCCUGUAGUUCUGCAGUGAGAGUUUUGGAAGUGUCCUCAGGGAUCAGUGCACAGAAUCAGCCCUCAGGUGCCUGUAGCUCUGCAGUGAGAAACCCUGAAGUGUCCUCAGGGAUCAGUGCACAGAAUCAGCCCUCAGGUGCCUGUAGCUCUGCAGUGAGAAACCCUGAAGUGUCUUCAGGAUUCAGUGCACAGAAUCAGCCCCAAGGACCCUGUGGUUCUGCAGUGAGAAACCCUAAAGUGUCUUCAGGGAUCAGUGCACAGAAUCAGCUUCCAGGAGCCUGUAGCUCUGCAGUGAGAGUUUCUGAAGUGUCUUCAGGAUACAGUGCACAGAAUCAGCUUCCAGGAGCCUCUAGCUCUGCAGUGAGAGUUUCUGAAGUGUCUUCAGGGUUCAGUGCACAGAAAACGCUUCCUGGAGCCUGUAUCUUGGCAAUGAGAAGUUCUGAGGUGUCUUCAGGAUUUGGUGCACUGAAGAAGUCUUCAGGACCCUGUAGCUCUGCAGUGAGAAGUCUUCAAGGUUCUUCAGGAUUCAGUGCACGUGAUAAUCUCCUGGGAGCCUGUAGCUCUGCAUUGAGAAUUGGUCCUGAUGAGAAGGGUACGGUGCAUCUUGGAAACAAAUCUACUUUAGAAAAAUCUGAGAGUAAAAAAAGAAUAAGAGAGCACAUGGAUGUGAAUGUGGUUUUUGAUGCUGAAAUACUUCCUGUGACCUGUAGGGAGAUGAAGGGCAUAUUAAUUAAGAGAAAAUUUGAACGAGGAUCCAUGAUGAAGUGUAUAAGAAGCCAGGAUGGAAAUUGGUUCACUCUGCAUGAAUUUGAACUUAAAGGAGGCUACGAAACCUGUAACUGGAAAAACAACGUGCGCUGCUAUGAAAAAACUCUAAAGUGGCUGAUGGAGAAAAAACGUCUGCCUAAACCUCCAAGAACAUAUGGCAAAAUAAAAAAGCCGGAAAACGCAGAGAAAUGCAAGAUCUGUGGGGAUGAAGGAAUGCUCUUCAAAUGCAGCUGGUGUUUAUGCUUCUUUCAUGGGGACUGUCACAUCCCACCUGUGGACCCUAAGAGUAAGGAUUGGAUAUGUACCUUCUGCAAAAUACAAGUGCCUUCAGGAAAUCCACAACAUGCCAGCUAUGCUGAGAUCAUAGCGAGACGGAUGGGGCCCAAAGAGAAAUCGAAAUGUGUGUUCCUCCUCCUAAAGCUCUAUUGUCAUUUAGAGAAAAACAUUUUUCAGAAUAUUCCAGAUGAACAUUAUGUUCAAAAGGCUUCUCAAUGCCUAGAGACACUUAGGAAAUUGGAUGAAAUCAAGAAUAAACUAAAUGGAGGAUGUUUUACCAAAGUGAAUGGGUUAGUGGUUGACAUGAAAAAAAUCUGUCAGGAUUCUAAGCACAAUGACUCAGUUCUAACAGAAGAGGAAUUUGAGAAGAAUUUCAAAGAAGUCUUUUCUAUUCAGUAAACAAAUCAGAAGAGUUCACUGGUAAUGGAUGCUGUUGAUACCCUGGAAAAUCCUGCUUUCAGGCAAAUUUCUCAUCCCCCAGCUGCUAUGAGCAUUGGCUACUUAUGCCAUCUCCCCCUAGUGUAUCAAUAUGGGCCAAAUGGAGACAGAUUCACUCAAAUGUUAAAUCUCUUUGUGCUGGAGUUGGUUCCCAGCACCAAGGUUGAACCAACCAUGUUGAGUGAUUCGUGUUCCUGUGCUCCCCAUGGCUGAACUAGUCUCCAGCUAUGACCACAUCCUUGCUUCGCAUUUCCCAGCACAGUGUGCUGCUUCCCUUAUCCCCCCUCCUCUUGAGAAAAUUCUCACAAUAAAUCACUGACUAAAGAGA